Messenger RNA from Fomitiporia mediterranea MF3/22, 1041 nucleotides. Its product is annotated as MT-A70-domain-containing protein. Lineage: Eukaryota; Fungi; Basidiomycota; Agaricomycetes; Hymenochaetales; Hymenochaetaceae. The record is from RefSeq and is a predicted model, not a curated record. Gene Ontology annotation, cellular component: RNA N6-methyladenosine methyltransferase complex; nucleus. Bases 1 to 1041 code for a protein of 346 amino acids. Gene Ontology annotation, molecular function: mRNA m(6)A methyltransferase activity. The transcript has 4 exons.
AUGAAACAGCACCAGUCUGAUGACGCCUUUGAACCAAUUUGUCCGAAUAUCACAAAGGACGAAUGCCUAAAGGCUAGGAUGGCAGAACAGAGGUUGACCAGCAAUUCUCAAUCGACACCGUCGAUAUGCUCGCGUGUGCACUUCCGUCCACUGAUUCGUGCCCAUACCGAUGUCACGCUCGGGCAUUGUUCAUAUCUUAAUACGUGCUAUUCCGAACCCACUUACGCGCAGUCCCCAUCGAUACCACCAUUCCCCUCUGCAAAUACUCAACGCCAUCCAGGAAGUGUCACUCUACCAAAUGGCCUCGGAGCUGGAGGCCGCGGAAAAGAGAAAGCUCCUUGCCGAUAUUUACACUUCGAAGUAGACUGGGAUGGAGGGGACGGCGAAUUCAUCCCUAAGAAACCCCUUCCUCCACAGUGGUUGAAUUGUGACCUCCGUCGGUUCGAUUAUUCCGUACUUGGCAAGUUUCAUGUUAUUAUGGCCGAUCCGCCUUGGGAUAUACACAUGAGCCUGCCUUAUGGAACCAUGACAGACGAUGAGAUGAAAGCCAUGCCGAUUCCAGCAUUACAGGACGAAGGACUGCUGUUUCUCUGGGUCACUGGCCGAGCGAUGGAGAUUGGAAGAGAGUGUAUGCGGGUAUGGGGGUACUCAAGAGUAGAUGAGGUAAUCUGGGUAAAGACAAAUCAGCUUCAACGUGUUAUUCGGACUGGCCGUACAGGUCACUGGCUUAAUCACACCAAAGAGCACAUGCUUGUGGGUGUCAAGACGAACUGCGAUGAACACGGCAACCUCAAGUUUCCCUCAUGGUGCAACCGUGGUCUUGACACCGAUGUUAUCGUAUCGGAGGUUCGAGAAACAUCUCGCAAACCUGACGAAGUGUACGGACUCAUCGAACGGAUGUGUCCCGGUGGGCGUAAGGUCGAGAUCUUUGGGAGACGACACAAUGCCCGUCCUGGAUGGCUGACGCUUGGUAACCAAUUGGGUGGCGACCAGAUUUACGAUGAGGAUCUAAGGGAGCGGAUCAAAGCCAGGUUUGCAUAG